UUGGACAAUCGUGCAGAUGAGGUUCAAACGACCGUGCAAUCGAAAACCAGUUGGUCAGGUGGCCAAGCGGGAGCAGGAGGACAGGGUAAGAAAGGACGUGGUCAGAAUGGGGUGAUGGGCAAAACACUUGAAACUCCUCAGAUCAGUUUCCUACGAUUCACUCCGGAUAUGAUGCGAAAGAUACCAAUUGCCAUUGCCCAUCCAGAUCAAUGCGCCAUGGUCCUUCAUCAGGCCAAGAUCGACUACUUUGUGAACACGAGCGAAUCAAACUCGAAAGCAUGCCUGAGGUUGAUUCGUCUACGAGACCGAUUGUCAUUUCUGGAAGACCUCAAAGCCACUGAUCCAAUUUACGUCGCCUACCAGGAAGCUGAACCCCGUAUGCAUCUCGUUCCUAGUGAUUUCCAUUCACUGGGAUCUGGAGAGCUCAGCAGUAUCACUCGCUUGAGACGCGUGGCGGCCGAAGUGGAUGUGCUUCUUCGUCAAAUUGAUUCGGGUUUAGACUUUUUCAAUCAUACACCACAAUGGGUUCCACGCGCCUCAUACACUUUCUACGAGGACUUGACCGAGAGUCUGUUGGACAACUUCAUCCGAACCGAAGGGGCUUGGCAUCGCUAUGAGUCUGCCGUUACAGCGCAAGAUGCCCGUCUUCGCUCAGUACAGGAGAUGAAAGAUUCUUGUCGUAUCCAGAUCAUCAAUCUAAACGAGAGGGUUCGUCGUUUGGGCAUUGACCUAGAAAAAGCGGUCAACACGAUUGGAGAUCAAGACACAUUGAUGCGAGAGACAAAAGCAGCGUUAAUGGAACAGAUCAACGUCAAUAAGGAAGCGAUUAGAACAUGUAAAAUCACUGGCGGAGUAGAAUUUGAAGACUUGGUUGAAGCAGCUACAACAAUUGCCUUUUGCCCGAACCCCGGAAUGAUUUCAGUUCAAGCUGUGGGUUUAUCGUACAAGGACAACAAGCGGGCGGGCAUAGAGUCGGAUGAUGGUGAUCAUAUUAAGCCUGAGCUAUUGCUUGAAAAGGUCGUCUCGGUCCGUGGAGGGGUUGAGAAGCUCGUACAAGGGUACAAACUAUCAAAGGUAGAGUCGGGGACUGUCGAUAUGGACGAUCCGGGAGCGACCAAAUUGAUCAUGGAGAAAAACGAGUACAUGGAUAUUGUCGGGAAAUUCAAGAAAGCUUUGGGUAAAGCAAACCUGAAAUUAGUCGAAGAUGCAUUCCAGGCCCACAUCGACGCGACGAUCAAAAGGAAUCAGAGUAUUCUCGACUACAACGCAUCGGUCAACAUACUCGUCAAGCACAAAGAGCGGGUGGUGGCCUUGCAAGAAAAAUCAAGUGAUUUGUCAGAUGCUGUUCUGGCGGGAACGGACCCCAAUCUUCCCGGCAUUGCCAUUAUGAUGCAGCAAUUGCAUGCCGAGUCGUUAUGGGCCUUACUGGAGGGGUUAUAUAUGACCCAGCGAGCUUUAAGAUUUCAUUCACUUGCCGUCGACACCGAGCUCUUUCCUCCUACCACAUCACAGAACUUGUCGGCCCUCGAUUCCGCCACUUUGGGAAUGGUGCGCACACGUCUGCUCAGAAGCUAUCGGAACAGUAUCGAAGAGACAGGACGCAAUCCUCAACAGUUCGUCAGGAUCCGUUAUUACCUGACAGAAGCCGAUCUGAAACGAUGGAAAAGACAGAUCACCAUGAAGACCAUCAUAGAUAUACCCCCGGUAUACCACGAGACCCCCAUCGGGGAUCACUCCUUGGCUGGAAGAUCCAAUAUUCGACUGGAUACCGUGCGCUUCUUCGUUGAAGGUUUAAAGACUACAUAUCCAACGGUAACCUUGACCCUGACACAAUUGGGUACCGAGAUCAUUGUCGAUCACCGAAAUAAACAAAACGAAUUCCAGCACGAACAAGUGCGCUUGCAGUUCCAGUAUGAGGCGGGUACCAUGUCUUUGGUCGAGUCUGGCACUGUCGAUGGCAAUUUGUCAAAAAACUUCAAUGAUCCAUAUGCCAAGAUAGGUCCUUUCGCCUCCUGGAUGUUGGAGAUUGACCCUCGUUACAAUCCAGGCGUAAAUAUCAAGGAAGCGACGAGCGCUUGGUUUGAAUUCAGCGGA
Molecule: messenger RNA, 2094 nt
Organism: Lentinula edodes (shiitake mushroom)
Lineage: Eukaryota; Fungi; Basidiomycota; Agaricomycetes; Agaricales; Omphalotaceae
Exons: 2
Source: RefSeq, a predicted model, not a curated record